Messenger RNA from Cuscuta epithymum, 9773 nucleotides. NCBI's taxonomy places the organism in Eukaryota, Viridiplantae, Streptophyta, Magnoliopsida, Solanales, Convolvulaceae. The record is from the annotation of a GenBank genome assembly.
UGAUAGGCUCGUCCCGUUCCUAUCUUUUCACCUAUACUUUGGGUGUUAAUUGUCUAAUUUUUACAAUUAAUCGAGUGACUAUUGGGGGUUUUGAGUGAAAAUUUGUUAUUUUUCGGUCCCGGUGGCAUUCAUAUUCAGUGUAUAAUUUUUUACACAAUUUGACAUUUUGGAGUAAUUUGAUUGUAGAGUUACAUGUUAUUAGCAGUUGUGGUGAGUUGUGAUUUUACAGGCCGAAUUUGCGGUGAAUAACAUAUUGUUUGGGCCGAAUCAUUUGUGGGUUACUUUAUUAAGUGAAGUCCAAAAAAGCAAAGAAAAAAAAAGCCACUUUAGCAGCCCAAAAGAAAAAAGAGAAACGGAUCAGCUGGGGUUUUUUUCUCAUGGAAUUCAGCCGCACCAAGGGGGAGAUUCUCUUUUCUAUUCGUAGCAGCAGUUCAUAAGCAGCCGGAGGAGGAUGCGAUUCUUUCUGUUCCAACAGCAGCCGUAGCAUACAACCAAGCAGUAGCCACAGGUGGAGUCUUUCUUUCUGUCCUUCGUUAACUAGCUGGCCCAAGGAUUUUUCAUUCCUUUCUUUGACAAUCAACCGUAGCAGCAAACAAGAGACCAAGGAAUGCAUAAACUUCACUUCUUCUCAUUUUAUUUCAAUUCAAUUCAGAUUCUAAACAAGAAUUGUAAGUGUUAGCCGUUUUUACUUGACUAGUUCUUGAUUUGGAUUGAAUUUGGAGUUCGGUUGUCUCCAACUGGUAGUUUCAGACUUUUCCAUUGAUUACUUAUAAUUCAAUUAUUUCUCUAGCUCUUAUCAUGCUUAAUCAUAAUACUGUCAUGUUGAUUUUAGUUAUGAGUAGCUAAUCUCAUAUAGGGUUUGAAUUGGGACUAGGGUUCAUGGGUUCUUGAGGGUGUGAAUUUAGUUUUUCUGAAAUUCAAUUAAUUUUCUGGAAAAUUGUAUAAGAUUAAUUAUAUUUGUCUAUAUGAAUUUGAUCACCUCAUAUAUGAAUUUAUUGAUUUAAUUCAAUUCUUGUCUAUGAGAAAUUGAGUUGAAUAAGCUCGAAUCUUAUACAAGCAAUUUGAUCUUAGAAGUAAGUUAGGAUUGUGAUAAUAUGAUUUAAUUCUCGUCUAUGAGAAUUUAUUUCAUUUUCUUUCCAGGAAAAAUUGAAAAUCAAUUUUACUUAAUUCUAAUCCCGAAAGACCACCCAGAACCCGAACCAUCCAAUUUGAACCCUGUUUUAAUAUCCUGAAUCAAUUUAAUUUAAUUUUUUUUCUCUAUUUAAUUUUGCACUCACUAUUAGUUAGUUUUAUUUUUAAACCACUCAAAAAAUAUUUAUUCGGAAAGAUUACCAUGACUUGUGCUAGCCUGUGAUCACGGACUGUAUUUAAAACUUCCUUUUUGCCACUCCUUGAGAGACGAUACUCGUGGUCUGGUUAUUCUUCGGAUUAGCCAACUACGUUUUACUCACUAAAAAAAUACACCGAUCAAAUGGCGCCGUUGCCGGGGAGUGGCACGGUUGUUUGUUAAGUACUUUUCUGUGGAAUAGGUAAAAGCAAGUCGGUGAGACUUUCUAUUUUUUUCUGUUAUUUGUUUGUCGUUUUUGGUGUUCUUUGCACGUGAACUAAGCUGCAGGAACCAGUGUAUGCGCACUCGCUCCUCGGGGGAACAAGAUUUAAUUGCAGGUUAUUCUGAUCCUGAGCGCUUAUUCCGAGGACGAGCUAAAAGGCGUUUGCUAGAAGACUUGGAGAAAAUGGCCGAUCAGACAACUCUAGAGACGCUGACUCCUAAUUAUGUGGCGAGAAAUAGCAUUGGUGCACCCACCAUUGAGGCCAACAAUUUUGAAAUCAAGCCGGCCAUGAUCCAGAUGCUUGCUAAUAAUCCAUUCUGUGGAUACGCCCAUGAAGAUCCAAUGGAGCAUAUUGAGAGCUUUAUUCAGACUUGUGCCACGUUCAAAUAUAACGGGGUAUCCAGCGAGGCAGUGAGGUUGACUUUAUUCCCAUUCUCUUUGAGAGACAAGGCAUCGCGGUGGCUCCGUAGCUUUCCAAACGGGCAUUUUGAUACAUGGGAGAAACUUCAUCAAGCAUUUAUGCAGGAGUAUUUUCCUCCCUCUGCCGCUAUCAAGGUUCAGACAGAAAUUCUCAAUUUCACUCAAGCUCCGACCGAGACAUUCAGUGAAGCAUGGGAUAGGUUGAAGAUGUUAAAAAGGAAAUGCCCUGAAACAUUCAUGAAUGCAGCCACAAUUAUGUGCAGAUUUUAUAACGGGUUGCGGCUGGAGUAUAUGAGAGAACUUGACCGGGCAUCUCAAGGGGGUAUGUUUCUGAAAUUAUCCCCACAGGCAGAAGAGCAAAUAAUUGAAAACUUGGCUUCAAAUGACAAGUAUUGGUAUGCGGGUAAAGAGAGAGCUCAAAAUCCACCCGGUUUGCUCAAUCUUGAUCCCAUCACUGCACUUACAGCGAAGAUUGAGGGGCUGGUAGUGGAAGUGAAAGACUUGAAGGCGCAGACCUCUCAACAGCAGCAAGUUCAUAAUAUUGGGGCAUAUCAGCCCUCUUAUCCUAUGUAUUCUGCCCCACUUCUUGUUCGAACAAGCUAUCCAAGCCCAACCGGCCAAGAACUCGCUUUAUCUUGCGAGAUGUGCAUGGGAGCUCACCUCACUCACACAUGUCCUCUUUAUGCUCAGAAUCAGGCAUCACCAGUGGUCCAGAACGUCAAUUUCAUGGAAUAUGGUCAAGGCCAGAGAGGAGGUGGACAAUUUUUCAACAAUCAAGGUCAGAGAGGAAACUUUCAGCAAGCAGGAGGCACGUGGAGGCCUGAAAAUCAGAAUCAAGGGCAGCGGAAUGCCCCUAAUUUUCAAGCAAAUUUCCAGAAUAGAGGCCACCCAAACCAGCCCGCUUAUGUCCCGCCUCAUCAAAGACAGCUUGAGCAGCCUCCUGCAAAUGCAGUGUUGGAGAAAACAGUGGUUGAAUUAGCAAAAAAUCAGGCGGAGAUGCAUCAGCGUUUCAGCAACCUUGAAGCUCUCAUUCGCCAGCUCAGUUCAGUUGCUCCUAGAGAACCAGGCAGCCUUCCGAGUUCAACAGAACCUAAUCCAAGGGAGCAAGUGCAGGCUGUUACACUGCGAAGCGGGAGAACACUUCCAGAAGUUGAUACUCCGCCUCUGCCACAUCAAAGAGAUGACCAGCAACCUCAAGGCUCAGAUUCCCAGGAGGUUGAAGAAGAAUCAGUGGCUGCCCCUGUUCCAUCCAAGAGUAAUGAAGCUCAAAAAGAAGAUUCUCAGAAGAAAAAGGAGAGUAAGAAGACUCCACCCCUUCCGUUCCCUACACGGGUGAAGAAGAGCAAUGAUAACACGAACUUGAUCAGAUUUAUGGAGCAUCUAAAACAGCUCCAUAUCAAUAUGCCAUUCAUGGAAGCAUUGACAGAGAUGCCGAGGUACGCGAAGUUUUUGAAGGACCUCCUCACGAAAAAGAGGAGGUGGGAAGAGCCAGAAGUGGUGGAUCUCAAUGCAGAAUGUUCAGCGGUUGUUCUGAGGACCAUGCCACCAAAACGAAAAGAUCCAGGGAGUUUUCUUGUACCUUGUUCUAUUGAAAAUUUUAUGUUUAAUAAUGCUUUAGCCGAUUUAGGAGCGAGCAUCAAUUUGAUGCCUUCCUCUGUGGUUAUGAAACUUGGCUUGGGUGAACUUAAGCCCACUCGUAUGAGCCUCCAGCUAGCAGACCGAUCGGUGAAAUACCCGAAAGGAAUUCUAGAGGAUGUAUUGGUACGAGUGGACAAGUUCAUAUUCCCGGUCGAUUUUGUGGUCAUGGACAUGGAGGAAGAUCGUGAGACUCCACUUAUUUUAGGGAGGCCCUUUCUGGCUACUGCUAGGGCCCUUGUUGAUGUUGCUGAUGGUUCACUUUCUCUGAGAGUUGGGGACGAUGUGUGUACCUUUAAACUCUCAGAUGUGAUGAGUAAGGCCUCAGACCCCACUGAAUCAUGCAAUUAUCUUGAUAUGUUUGAGUCAGUGGAGGGUUAUUUGUUUGGAGGCGAUAGUGAUAUCUCCCCACCAGAUAGUGACAUUCAUUAUGUGGGGGAUAUAGUGGCUGAAAAUGAAGAAGAAAUGACUGUUGAUUGCGAGCAGGUGAUUAGGGAUGAUGUUUUCCCUGAGUUGCUUACUGAGUUUGAGGAGCAGCCCACUGAUAAGGUUACUCCUGAACUCAAACCACUCCCUAGUCACCUGGAGUAUGCAUUUUUGGACACAGAGGGCCAACGGCCUGUCAUAAUUUCAGCUCAGUUAGAGUCGGGACAGAAGGAAAAAUUGUUGGAUGUUCUUAGGUGCCACGAGCAGGUCAUUGCUCGUAAGCUUGAGGAUCUUCGUGGGAUUAGCCCAAUCUUCUGUACCCACAAAAUUAAGUGUGAGGAGGGGUAUAAACCAGUCGUGCAACCGCAACGACGCUUAAAUCCCAAGAUGAUGGAUGUUGUUAAGGCUGAAGUCCUGAGGCUUCUGGAUGUGGGUAUAAUUUACCCGAUUUCAGAUAGCCAAUGGGUUAGCCCUACUCAUGUGGUCCCCAAGAAAGGGGGUAUGACGGUUGUUCAGAAUGAGAAGGGGGAACUCCUACCUAGUAGGACUGUGACCGGGUGGCGGAUGGUCAUUGAUUAUCGUAAACUGAAUGAGGCCACCCGAAAGGAUCACUUUCCCUUACCUUUUAUUGACCAGUUGAUUGAGAGUUUGGCGGGGCAUGUUUAUUAUUGUUUCCUUGACGGGAUGAGCGGGUAUUUUCAAAUACACGUUGAUCCCGUUGAUCAGGAAAAGACCACUUUUACUUGCCCAUUUGGGACAUUUGCAUUUCGUAGGAUGUCUUUUGGUCUAUGCAAUGCCCCUGCCACAUUUAUGCGUUGUAUGAUUGCUAUUUUUGAGAAGUUUAUUGGUGAUUUUAUGGAGGUUUUUAUGGAUGACUUCUCAAUCUUUGGAGAGUCAUUUGAUGAAUGCCUCCAUAAUCUGGAGAAAGUUUUAAUUAGGUGUGAGGAGACCCACUUGGCCUUAAGUUGGGAAAAGUGUCACUUCAUGGUCAAGGAGGGUAUUGUGCUAGGUCAUAAGGUGUCAUCUAAGGGGAUUGAGGUUGACAAGGCGAAAAUUGAGGCUAUUGAGAAACUCCCGCCUCCAAAGAAUGUGAAGGCUGUCCGUAGCUUUCUCGGCCACGCUGGCUUCUACCGUCGUUUUAUACGGGAUUUCUCAAAAAUAGCCAAACCUCUCACCCGUUUGCUUGAGAAAGAUGCUGAUUUUUUGUUUGAUGAUGAAUGUUUGCUUGCUUUUAAUUGUUUGAAACUUAAGUUGAUGGAAGCUCCAGUUUUAGUUGCUCCAGAUUGGGAAAUUCCCUUUGAGCUGAUGUGUGAUGCUAGCGAUCAGGUGGUCGGGGCCAUUCUUGGCCAACGGAAGGAUAAUCACUUCCGCCCCAUCUAUUACGCUAGCAAAACCUUAGCGGGACCCCAAUUAAAUUAUACCACUACAGAGAAGGAGCUUCUGGCUAUUGUGUAUGCUUUGGAGAAGUUUAGGUCGUACAUUAUUUUGUCUGAAGUAAUUAUCUACACCGAUCAUUCGGCGUUGAGAUAUUUAUUUCAGAAGCAUGACUCUAAACCUAGACUUCUCCGUUGGAUUUUGUUGUUGCAGGAAUUUAACAUAGAAAUCAGGGAUCGGAGGGGUUCUGCCAAUCAAGCAGCUGAUCAUUUAUCACGAUUAGAUGCUGAUUUGGUAGACUCUUUCGGUAAUGAUGAUGUUAUUGAAGAACUUUUUCCUGAUGAACGUCUUUUGCAGGUUGAGAUUGGGUCCGAGGUACCUUGGUAUGCAGACAUAGCCAACUAUUUAGUAGGCAAUGUUGAGCCUACCGGGUUAUCUCGACACAUGUUAAAAAAGUUUUUGUCUGAUGCAAAGUAUUAUUUUUGGGAUGAUCCUUAUUUGUUCAGGAUUUGCGCUGACCAGGUAGUAAGAAGAUGUAUUCCUGAGAGUGAAAUGAGUGAGAUUUUGUACCAUUGUCAUGCUGGCCCUGCUGGGGGGCAUUUUUCUGGUAAUAGGACAGCAAGAGGAGUGCUAGAGUGUGGGUAUUAUUGGCCCACGUUGUUCAAGGAUGCGAAUUCUUAUGUUGCCUCAUGUGAUAGGUGUCAACGGGUAGGAAAUAUUUCUAAACGAGAUGAGAUGCCCCAGACAUAUCUAUUGCCUUGUGAAGUUUUUGAUGUCUGGGGGAUUGAUUUUGUAGGCCCGUUUCCUAGCUCAAGAGGCAAUAAAUUUAUUUUAGUCGCUAUUGAUUAUGUGUCAAAGUGGGUAGAGGCUAUUGCGAGCCCUACCAAUGAUGCUAGAGUUGUUGUGCGGUUUGUGAAAAAAUUGUUUUCCAGGUUUGGAGUCCCAAAAGUUUUGAUUAGUGACCGAGGAACCCAUUUUCGUAAUGAUCCGCUAGCUCGUGUUCUGUCUAAAUAUGGGGUUCAACAUCGGCAAGGAGUAGCCUACCAUCCCCAAACUCAAGGGCAGGUAGAGAAUGCGAAUCGGGAUCUUAAGGCUAUCCUGGAAAAAACUGUAGCGCAAACUCGUAAGGAUUGGUCAGAAAAAUUAGAUGAUGCGCUAUGGGCUUUUAGGACAGCUUACAAGACCCCGAUUGGUACUACUCCUUUCCGAUUAGUUUAUGGGAAAUCUUGUCAUUUACCGGUGGAAGUAGAACAUAGGGCACUUUGGGCUUUAAAUACUGUUUGUCUUGAUUCAUCUAGUGCAGGUAAAGAGCGGUUCUUUCAGCUGAAUGAAUUGGAUGAGUGGAGGGCUCAGGCCUUUCAUAAUUCAUAUUUGUAUAAAGAGAGAGUGAAGCAGGCUCAUGACAAACACAUUAAGGCGGACCGCCAGUUUGUGGAGGGGGAGAAGGUGCUCUUGUAUAAUUCCAGGUUGAGACUUUUUCCUGGGAAACUGAAGUCCCGAUGGACGGGACCAUACACUGUACGUCGAGUAUAUCCCUAUGGAAGUGUGGAGAUUGAGCAUAAUGACGGCCAGGUUGUCAAAGUCAAUGGCAACCAACUCAAGCACUAUUUUGGCGGAAUGUUUGAGAAAAGGAAGGAAGUUUUUUGCCUUGAACCAGUUUAGGAAGGAGGUCUUAUCGUCAAGCUAGUGACGUUAAAGAAGCGCUCCUGGGAGGCAACCCACCAAAAAAAAAAUUUAGAAUUAGGAUUUUUUUUUUUAUGCAUCUUUUUUUUUUUCCCAUUGUUUUUUUUUGUUAUCAUCGUGUGGUUGUGCGGUUGUUUGGUCUGAAAUGCAGGUACGGCAGAAUGAUCAUAGACUGAUGUGGAUGAAGAAACACAACCCUAUGUUGAUGGAGCUCCUCAUAGCCGCGAGCUGCAGUUUACUUCACAGUUGGCCCGAGAGUGGUAUGAGAGUUGGACACAACAUCAAACACUUGCAUGGUUAAAGGUUAAAGACCUACAUAUGCUCAAGAAGUUGGGGUCUCCGGAGAGAAACUGAAUUUUGCAGCAGAUGCGACACAAAUUAAGCUGCUGGGAGCUUUUACCUGGUUUGAAGUGCUGAUUUUUUUAGGACCAGAGCAGCUGGCCGUUGGGGUGCAGACAAAGUAGCUCCAGCAGCUCACUUUCAGACUACCAGCAAGCUUUGGUAGCAGCAGAAUGCGGGAAUAAGUACACAGAUAGGAUCUCACAGCAGCUUCCCUUUUGAACUGCAGCAGACACUAGGACACUACCUCGGUUAUGGCAGCUCUACACACUUGAUUUGGAGUUGGAGGCAGACAUGUGCAGGAUUUCCAGCGUUUACGCAUCCAGAAGAAAGCUAUUUCAGCUUUAAGAUUGAGGUACCAGACACACUACCCGGUCUUCCCAUCACAAGACAUCGAGAAGCUAUCCUUUUACGCUAUUCUGAAGGAUAUUCGGGAGGUUAUUCACCAUUGUUUGGCUUGUACGGUAUUCUGCCAACUUUUACUACACUGCUAAGAAUGUGUGUUUACUCUCAUAUUACUCCUCUUGUGUGGUUUGUGUUGAUUAUUAUUCUGAUUAUGAUGUGUUGCCGGGCUGAAAAUCAUUUUAUUUGUUAACCUGCCCCUGUUAUUUUUGUUUUAAUCUUUUCUUUGACCUCGAGGGCGAUGUCACCCUUAAGUGUGGGGAGGUUUGAUUGUAGUUGGACAUGGCAUUUGGCGAUGAAGUUAUUCUGUCCAAAAACAUUUUGAGGUGCACGAGGUUUUUUCUGGUUUAGCAACGCAACAGAGGUAACUUGUUAAUCUUUAUUUUCUUUUGUAAACUUCCAUCUCCUCCAUCUUUCUUGGAAAGAACAAGUAAUGUUGUAAUCAUCGGGGUGGUGUGUAUAUUCUUGGGAAUGUUGACACGUUGGAUGGUUUGAUUUGUGUUGAUUAAAUUCGGUCUUACUCGUGAUUCACUAGUUCGCUUCAAUAAUUGCUUGCCUGGCCAGGGGUUGAAAAUCCUUACUCCGUAAGGAGCUCUGCUUUCUAAGCAUAUCGGGAUAACUUCAUGCUAAGCAGGUAACUGAUUCUUGUAAUGGGGUUACACUUCAUGUGUCGAGAAUUUCAUCCCCGAAAUGGGGCUCUGCUCAUCUCGCGAAUCACCUCGUGUGAGAGUUGAGUACACAGUAAUGAGAUAAACUCCCAGGCCCUAGAGCUUGAAUCAGUCCUGCAAUCCAGAACCUGGUCAACUUUACAUAUUCAAAAAAAAAAAUAAAAAAAGAAUCACGAGUAGUCCGAGUUUUAUCACACAAUUCUUGGUUUUUUUUGGAAUGAUUGGUGGUUUGGAUUUCACACACCUGCACCGUUGGGACCAUCAUGCUUUUCUUUACAUUUUAGUCGGUUGGAGAGGGAUUUUACUUUUGAAAAUAUUGUUUAACAUGUGAAUCUUGGUUUCGUUGUUAAGAAAGAAAAGACCUUGUGCAGUCAUUUGUUUUGAAUGUGAAUGAUUUUUGAACCAGGUGUUACAUGUGAUUAUUUUGUUUUCCGUGGGUUUAAUGCACUGUUGCUUGGGGGCAAGCAACGCUCAAGUGUGGGGAGAUUUGAUAGGCUCGUCCCGUUCCUAUCUUUUCACCUAUACUUUGGGUGUUAAUUGUCUAAUUUUUACAAUUAAUCGAGUGACUAUUGGGGGUUUUGAGUGAAAAUUUGUUAUUUUUCGGUCCCGGUGGCAUUCAUAUUCAGUGUAUAAUUUUUUACACAAUUUGACAUUUUGGAGUAAUUUGAUUGUAGAGUUACAUGUUAUUAGCAGUUGUGGUGAGUUGUGAUUUUACAGGCCGAAUUUGCGGUGAAUAACAUAUUGUUUGGGCCGAAUCAUUUGUGGGUUACUUUAUUAAGUGAAGUCCAAAAAAGCAAAGAAAAAAAAAGCCACUUUAGCAGCCCAAAAGAAAAAAGAGAAACGGAUCAGCUGGGGUUUUUUUCUCAUGGAAUUCAGCCGCACCAAGGGGGAGAUUCUCUUUUCUAUUCGUAGCAGCAGUUCAUAAGCAGCCGGAGGAGGAUGCGAUUCUUUCUGUUCCAACAGCAGCCGUAGCAUACAACCAAGCAGUAGCCACAGGUGGAGUCUUUCUUUCUGUCCUUCGUUAACUAGCUGGCCCAAGGAUUUUUCAUUCCUUUCUUUGACAAUCAACCGUAGCAGCAAACAAGAGACCAAGGAAUGCAUAAACUUCACUUCUUCUCAUUUUAUUUCAAUUCAAUUCAGAUUCUAAACAAGAAUUGUAAGUGUUAGCCGUUUUUACUUGACUAGUUCUUGAUUUGGAUUGAAUUUGGAGUUCGGUUGUCUCCAACUGGUAGUUUCAGACUUUUCCAUUGAUUACUUAUAAUUCAAUUAUUUCUCU